AUGCAGAAUUUGCUGGACCUCGAUCGCCAAGAAUUCAAGAUCCUCCCAUUCGUCCUCUACUACCGUCGAACCCGCAAGAAUGAGCCCUCGCGUGACCCCGGUACGAGAGUUCGAUUCCUGAAAGGGUCUGUGGAUGUGGAACAGACGAUAAGGACAUACCUGAGUACGCGUCGAGGGAGUUUGUUGGUCGGCGUCUGUGCUCGACAGUCGAUCCGCCACCAGGUCACGGCGAUCGUUCAGCCCAACUUGGGCGAUGACCUCCGGCUACUGGACCUUGACGUUGAGCCGUGUCAUCAAUGGUCAAACACGGACACAACGGUGGCUGACACUACGGAACCACCCAGAAGUUACGUUCAAUGGAUCGCCUCCAGAAUAGCGGAAGGCCGUGGUCAUUCCCAAUGA
Messenger RNA from Aspergillus calidoustus, 402 nucleotides. Lineage: Eukaryota; Fungi; Ascomycota; Eurotiomycetes; Eurotiales; Aspergillaceae. The record is from the annotation of a GenBank genome assembly.